AUGUUAUGGACAUAUCAGAUACUAAAUACUUUUAAAACUGACAAAAGACGAUUUCGACGAAAGCUGGAGACCUGUGAUCUGGACGACGACAUUAGAAUUACAAACGACACGUUCCGAGUAAUCUGGGCGUAUGGUGGGCGGGACCCUGGGGAGGAGGAGGAGGUAUCCUGGAGGGAUGUGGAUAGAGCGGGGGGUAGGCUGCUCCACCUCUACCAGGGGGAGGUUCAGGAGGCCAGGGAGCCAAGUAUGAAGAAGUGGGUCGUUACAUCAAACAAAUAUUCAAUAGAGACCCUUUAUUGGUGUACUAUGGUGAAGCUGCCCAGUUUAGCUCAACGCCAUCAUAUGGUCGGAUACAGGCCUAGGAUACAACCAGGAAAUGAAAGGUUUGUUCAUCAUAUGAUGUUGUAUGAAUGCCAUGACAGUAGUCCUGACCAAGUAUUCUCUAAGCAUGUUGACUCUAUGUUGGGCUAUGAAUGCUAUACCCCCAAUAUGCCGGAUGAUUUCCUAAAAUGCCGCGGCAUUGUUGCCGCAUGGGGGCUCGGGGGCGAACCCUUUUAUUUUCCUGAGGAGGCGGGAUACCCCCUCGGGGAGGAGCAUGGAGGCGCCACCUACUAUAUGUUCGAGGUCCACUAUGAGAACCCUGGACUACACUCUAAUAUAGCAGACAACUCAGGACUUGAGAUACAUCUUACACCCCAUCUCCGUACCCAGGACUCAUCAAUGAUAACCAUAGGACAUGAUGUAUCCACCCUCCAUCUAGUCCCGCCCAACCAACCGUCCUUUACAACGGUCGCACACUGCCCAGCCCAGUGUACCUCCGCCCUACCGGAGAAUGGUAUCCGUGUUUUUGCUGGAUUACCUCACACCCAUCUCCUGGGGAUUAAGGUCAAGCUCCGCCAUAUCAGGAACGGGGCGGAGCUUCCAAUCCCGUUCCAGGAUAAUUAUUAUGAUUUCAAUUAUCAAACGAUGCGGCGGAUAGAGUUUAACCUGCUACCCGGAGAUCAUCUUAUUACAGAGUGUGUUUAUGAUUCCCGAGGUCGGGAUGGAUACACUAGAGGAGGAAUGAGAGCAGAUGAUGAAAUGUGUAUGAUGUUCUUACACUACUAUCCUGCUGUUAACAUUGCACAGUGUGUCAGCAAGCUGCCGUUGAAAAACCUGCUGCUCGCUAUGGGGGUUAGUCUAUGGCCGGUCACGCCGGAUACCCGACAUCUUGGCCUACGGAUCCGCAGUCCAGACCGGUAUCAGAACCUGACCCUGUCCGACUAUAUGUCAGCUGUUCUGCCAGGAGAUCUGGACGCUGCUAAACGACUACAGGAGGCGAACCUGCAUCAUUCUCAAGUAGCAGAGUGCUUCGACUUCGGCAAGAGAAAUGUUAUUGCGGAUGGAUUGGAGUUUUCCUCACCAAAGAUCCACACCCCCUUCUACCAUAUCGACGAGACCUGUAACCCCUACGCCAAAGACGACAAACUCUUCCUCGAAACAUUCCAGAAACAUCUCAAUCAGCCGCUAGAUGGAAGCACCGUCAGAUCACGUGCUCUAGCCGCAGCGCCAACAGUCGCACUACUAUUUAUUGUCAGUCUUCUUGCUUUUAGUCCAAAUAUGUGUGAUUAGUCAGUAUAAUGUACAUGUACUGUUUAUGUUGUAGUCCUGAUAUAGUUUAUGUAAGUUUGUGAACUUCAAAGCUAAAAUAUUUAAAAACUCAUUUUGUAAAUGAAAAAAUUUAAAACCUAGAAUGACCAUCCCCAAAUUAGUAUUUUGUUGUUGUUUUUUUCCAACCUUUAGUCCUGUAUACUCCUGUACUCCUGUACUCCUGUACU
Molecule: messenger RNA, 1817 nt
Organism: Eurytemora carolleeae
Lineage: Eukaryota; Metazoa; Arthropoda; Copepoda; Calanoida; Temoridae
Product: DBH-like monooxygenase protein 1
Exons: 6
Coding region: 1-1611 (536 amino acids)
Biological process (GO): octopamine biosynthetic process; norepinephrine biosynthetic process; dopamine catabolic process
Cellular component (GO): secretory granule membrane
Molecular function (GO): copper ion binding; dopamine beta-monooxygenase activity
Source: RefSeq, a predicted model, not a curated record